Messenger RNA from Bactrocera latifrons, 720 nucleotides. RefSeq names its product chitooligosaccharidolytic beta-N-acetylglucosaminidase-like. Gene Ontology annotation, molecular function: beta-N-acetylhexosaminidase activity. The transcript is spliced from 2 exons. NCBI's taxonomy places the organism in Eukaryota, Metazoa, Arthropoda, Insecta, Diptera, Tephritidae. Gene Ontology annotation, cellular component: membrane. Gene Ontology annotation, biological process: ganglioside catabolic process; carbohydrate metabolic process; glycosaminoglycan metabolic process. Bases 1 to 366 code for a protein of 121 amino acids. The record is from RefSeq and is a predicted model, not a curated record.
AUGUCCUUUGAUGAUUAUGUGCCGUGUGAUAUUAAGGAUGAGACAUUCGGGCAGAAGGUGUAUGAUAACGAUUUGGACAACAUUGCUGGCGAUUACAAGUCUCAAGUUUUGGGCGCAGAGGCAGCUAUUUGGUCGGAAGAAAUUGACGAGCAUACUUUGGAUUCACGUUUCUGGCCACGAGCCAGCGCCUUGGCAGAACGUUUGUGGUCGAAUCCGAAGCAGCCGUGGCGUUCGGCUGAAGCGCGUAUGCUCUAUCACCGACAACGUUUGACAGAAUUGGAUAUUGAUGCGGAAUCAAUGCAACCAGAGUGGUGCUUACAAAACGAAAAUCAAUGUCCCAUAGAUGCUUAUGAUCAAAAAUUUUGAAUCUGAAAGUAAUACUAAUUUUGAUUAUAUUCGUAAUAAUACUGAUAAUAGGUAUGUUUGAUGUAAAAUAUCCAGCAGCAAAUCAGGGUAAUUUCGGAGAAAUGUCAACUUUUCGCAUACAUAGAAAAUUAUCUAAAAGCUUCAAAGAACAGAAAGUCUAGCUGAUUAUUUGGCAUAUAUUACACGGUACAUUCUAAAAAACGUAAUUUAUACACUAAACAUUAUUAAAUAUUAUAUAGCAAACAUGCCUAUUAUCUUACUUGUAACUGUAAUACAUAUUUUUGAAAUGUAUAUGUGAGAGUUGUUAAUAAAAAUGAUGGUUUUGAAUAGAACUUCUACCAUACACUGGCAUAA